CCGGAGUGCUGCCAAGAUGGAGGAACAACUUCUAAUGCCAUAGAAGAUUCCGGAGGGUGCGAUAGAUGGCUGCUGCCAAAAAAGGUACGAAGCCAAAAGUGGCUGGAGUCCGCUUUGCCGCCGGGCUGCCGGAGGAGGGACCCCAUAACCAUGUACACUUUGAGGAGAAGCUGCACGACUCGGUGGUCAUGGUCUCCCAGGAGCCGGAUGGGAUUUUUCUAGUAAAGGUCGGCUUUCUGAAGAUUUUGCACAAGUACGAAAUCACCUUCAAUUUGCCUUUAAAUCAGAAGCUGGGGAGGAACAUUUGUGCGGUACCGCUACCGAACCUGAACCUCAAAGCGACCAACAUCACCGCCUCGUCGGAAGGGCACAGCAUAAAAUGUGAGUACACAGCACACAAAGAGGGAGUCGUAAAGGAGGAAAUGAUCCUGGCCAAUGAGACUGAAGACAAAACCAUGGUCAGGGUGGUGGUGCAGGCUCGAGUGUUGGACCGCCAUCAUGGUACCCCCAUGCUCCUGGAAGGCGUCAGAUGUAUAGGGGCGGAGCCAGAGUACGAUUCGGAGCAGAGUGAUUGGCACGGAUUUGACUGAGUCGCAGGGAUCACUGAUGGACUUUCCUCUCCUUUUUAAUUGUGCUGCUCUGCUUUUAAGAAACAACCAAACCUCUGAAAUAGCCACGACAAUAGUAGGGAUUAGACGGGGGAGCCUUUUCCUCUGAUGGGUUUGUUACAGAAUGUCCGCGGCGGGAGAAUUUGCUCACUUGGACUGGCGGAUGGAGGUGAAUGGGCUUUUCUGUUCCUUGAUCAUGUACAAGGAUUUGGCACGAAAUAUGUGGCUUUAUAUAUCCCCUCACUGUUGGCCCUCG
Messenger RNA from Nanorana parkeri, 864 nucleotides. It is a transcript of the gene ADISSP, whose product is annotated as chromosome unknown C20orf27 homolog. The record is from RefSeq and is a predicted model, not a curated record. The coding region runs from base 66 to 590 and encodes 174 amino acids. The transcript is spliced from 5 exons. Lineage: Eukaryota; Metazoa; Chordata; Amphibia; Anura; Dicroglossidae.